AUGAUCCCUCUGCGAAGCCGUCCGGGCUUCGUCUCAACAACAUGCGCCCUCGUCGCCGCCGCCUCGCUCGUACUCGCGCCCAGUCCUGCCGCCGGAUAUGUCCAGCAAAACAUCACCAAUACGCCCAACUUCGAGCUCCUGCACGGCAUUGCGUCGAUACCGGCACCCGUCUCGAUCCCACCCGACCAGAGCUGGAUGGGCAUUGAUGGCGCAUGGAACACCUUUACUCUCCAGAUAGGAGACCCUGGGCAGAACGUGCGAGUCCUGGUCUCCACCGCUAGUCAGCAAAUCUGGGCCAUCAAUCCCCUGGCCUGCACUGUCAACAGUACCGACCCCACCACAGGCAGCAUCACCAACGUCAACGUCCUCAACCACGACUGCGAGGCAAGCCGGGGCUUCCUGUACAACGACACCAGCUCUCGCACGUGGCAGGAGAAGGGGUAUUACCAGCUCUGGAUAGAGAAGAACCUGGGCCUGGUCGGCAAUGGCUUGUACGGCUUUGACUCGGUGGGUCUUGGGAUGCGAGGGGACAACGGUCCGUUUGUCAAAAAUACGACAAUCGGCACCCUGGUCACUCCCAACUUCUGGCUUGGCCAUAUUGGCGUGCAUCCCAAGCCUACCAAUUUUUCGGCCUUUGAAGAUCCCACGCCGAGUUACCUCAUGGACCUUUUCCAACAAAAGAGCAUCCCCAGCCUAGCUUUUGGCUACACGGCAGGCGCCCAGUACCGCUCACAAACCAUUCUUGGCAGUCUCACGCUUGGCGGCUACGAUGCCUCCCGUCUCAUUCCGAAUGAGCUGACCUUCAUCUUUGCGCCUGACAAUGAACGUGACCUGGUCGUGGGCGUUGUGGGCCUUAGCGCAAAAACAUCCAAGCAGAACAACAUUGACCUCUUGAAACGCAACGAUGUCACCAUGUUCAUCGAUUCGACCGUGGCCGAGCUGUAUCUCCCAGUUGAGAUAUGCCAAGCCUUUGAGGAGGCGUUUGGAUUGCGGUAUGACGAGGCCACAGAUCUCUACCUUGUGGACAACAACCUUCACCAGAGUCUCCUCGCACAGAAUCCCAGCAUCACUUUUACCCUUGGCCAGCAAUUCCGCACACAAGCAACUGUAGCAAUCACCUUGCCCUAUGCCGCCUUUGACUUGGAGGCGUCCCCGCCCUACAGAGGACUAGAAAAAAAGACAAAAUUCUUCCCCAUCCGACGAGCCAACGAGUCGAGCGAGUGGGUGCUAGGGAGGACGUUUCUGCAAGAGGCCUAUCUGACUGUGGACUGGGAGCGCGAAAACUUUACCGUGUCAGCCAUUGACUGGACAUUUGGCGAAGCGCCAGAUAUACUCCCAAUUGUCUCGCCCGAUUAUUCCGUCCCAGAGACCACACCUGUUGCUAAAGGAGAGGGGUCCUCUUUGUCUUCCGCUGCAGUCAUUGGUAUUGCUGUCGGAGGAGGGUUUUUCUUUGCGCUGACCCUAUGCGCCACUGGAUGGUGGUUUUGGCGUCGGCGGCAGCAGCGCAACCUAAAGGCCAUGGAGGCCAAAUACGAAGCCGAAGUCGCGGCAGCUGCAGCUAGGAAGAUGGAUCCGCCCAAGUCGGCAGAGAACCCACCCUCGACAAUACGAAGCAGUGCGGACGGAAAAACGGUGUUUCUCAAAGCCGAAUUACCGGGCGAUUCUUCUCUGCACCACCAAGCAGGUUCGAGCAUGCAGGACAAGGGCGCCAUGACGGUCAUAGAGGCCGACGGCACAGAACGGCAAGUCUACGAGAUGCCUGGUGACAUGCCGGUGCCACACGAGGCCGACGGGCGGCAGCUGUCAGAAAAAGAAUCCAUGGUAGUGCGCGAAAGGAUAUACAACGGGGUGGAUCCCAGUGGAGCGCCAGAAGUGGCGGCGACAGCGCAGGGCAGUCCACGCAGACCGGUGCCCGUGUCGCCAUGCGAAGUUUCGAUUGUCAGUGGCCCGCUGCCCCAAGGCAACGUGUCGCCCGUCAGCCCGCGGUCGCCGCGAGACGGAGCGUUCCUGGAGGCGUCAGACACAUUUUUCCAGCCGCCGCCGCCGUUGUACCGGGUGCACGAGGGCCGGCGCACCGAGGCGGACAACGCUCCACUCUCACCCAUCUCAUCGUUGAAAGGGUCCACGGACGCGUCGCGACGGCGGUUUUCUUACGAGUCAUGAGCCUGCAAAGCGGGCAUCUAGCGACAUACAUCACGACUGGCGUUUACUUUGUUUGGCAUGAUUGGCAGGGCUUUUGGUGCUUGGCGACACGCCGCCCCUGCUGGCAGCCAGGGACAUGGCGUUUGGAUUCUGGUACUGGUACUGGUGCUGUGCUUUGAUACCCGUGAUUCCUGCAUGCGGAAUGCGGAACACGCACAUAGACGGCGGGCGGACCUGCGGGAGUGGCGAUGGAGACGACUUUUUUUUUAUUUUAUACUUUUGUGUUUUUGCUUGGUUGCAUCUGGCUUGCAUAUACCCUUGGUUGAUGGUUUGUACCUAGAUGGCGCGCUCAGCAGCGUGCGUAGCAGAGUGAGCAGCGUCAUGGUAAUCCACUUGAUACGUGAAGCGGUCCAUGCGC
Exserohilum turcica Et28A is the source of this 2560-nucleotide messenger RNA. RefSeq lists its product as uncharacterized. Gene Ontology annotation, cellular component: fungal-type vacuole. The transcript has 2 exons. The record is from RefSeq and is a predicted model, not a curated record. Gene Ontology annotation, biological process: proteolysis. The coding region runs from base 1 to 2163 and encodes 720 amino acids. NCBI's taxonomy places the organism in Eukaryota, Fungi, Ascomycota, Dothideomycetes, Pleosporales, Pleosporaceae. Gene Ontology annotation, molecular function: aspartic-type endopeptidase activity.